AUGAACAGUCCCUCCAAACGCCGGAAAAAGAAUGAUGGCUCAGGGAAGCCGAUACGCAGCUUGGACUACUUCUUCGCAAAGCAAACGGCUAGAGCGACACCCAAAGAUGCACCGACGAACACAGGUCCCAGCGAACCGCCUGUGGAUCAGGACAACACAGGCCUGACCGACGAAGAACUCGCGCGUAAACUUCAGGAGCAGUGGAAUAAGGAAGACCAACAGCAGGGGUCAAAUCAGGAGCCGGUGGAGCCGGUGAACUCGAAUGAGCUGUAUGAGGGGCCCGACAAAGUCCCUGCAGACACGACACAAGACACAAAAGGACAGAAUGGGAAUUCCGAAUUAGCAAUACGUGAAGCCACUGUAGAAAACACAAAGGCUGCCGAACUCAACCAGAAGAAAAACACGCUAUCUCUCCAAUCGACCGCCUCCGAAGAAGACGCGAUAACAGCACAUAUACCCUUCGAUCAGAGCCCUCUCGAAUUUGAACCGGCAAAAUACGUUCCAGAACUACAGAAACAUUGGGUGAACGACGGAGGGCAUGCGACUUACGCGUUAUUGACACGAUGUUUCAUUCUGGUCAACAGUACGACAAGUCGCAUCAGAAUAGUCGACACGCUUGUGAACCUUAUUCGAACGAUUGUCGAAAGCGAUCCUGAUAGCCUGCUUCCAGCCGUCUGGCUCGCGACGAACGCGAUAUCGCCCCCUUACAUCGAUCUGGAGCUUGGUUUGGGGGGCUCAGCGAUCUCGAAAGCACUUAAGAAAGUUUGUGGGCUAGAUAACGCAGGCUUGAAAGUAUUGAACGCAAAAUAUGGCGAUGCUGGCGAUGUCGCAUUCGAAGCAAAGAAGAAGCAGAGCUUCACCCUUCGCAAACCGAAGCCUCUGACAAUCAGGAGUGUCUUCGACUCACUAGUCAAGAUCGCAAACAGUAAGGGACAUGGCAGUGUGGAGAAUAAGCAGAGAAUCGUUGAAAGACUGGUGCAGGAUACACGGGGUGCUGAAGAAAGCCGCUACAUUGUACGGACGCUCGUACAGCAUCUGCGGAUUGGAGCUGUCAAGACCACGAUGCUUAUCGCUUUAUCCCGUGCCUUCAUGCUGUCGAAACCUCUAGGGGCUGAGUUCGAGAUUCGUGAUCAGAAGCAGAUGGCAAAAUUGAAGAAGGAAGAACUCACGGAGGUAUACAUCAGGAACGAAGAGAUCGUAAAGGCAUGUUUCGCUCGACGACCGAACUACAACGACCUUAUACCUGUGCUUCUCGAGAUUGGUGUUUGCGACGAACUGCUCGUACGCUGUGGGCUGUCACUACACAUCCCUCUAAGACCUAUGUUAGGAAGUAUCACUCGCGAUAUGGGCGAGAUGCUCACAAAAUUACAAGGACGAGACUUCGCCUGCGAGUACAAGUACGAUGGACAAAGAGCGCAGGUGCAUUGUGAUGCCAAGGGCAAAGUCACAAUCUUCUCACGACAUCUGGAAGUGAUGACUGACAAGUAUCCGGAUUUGGUAGCGCUGGUGCCCAAGAUACGAGGGGAAGGCGUCUCGAGCUUCAUUCUUGAAGGCGAAGUUGUAGCUGUCGAUCGGGAGAGUGGAGACCUCAAGACAUUCCAGACACUUGCGAAUCGCGCAAGAAAAGACGUCGUCGUCGGUGCCGUGACGAUCGACGUCUGUCUGUUUGCAUUCGACCUGAUGUAUCUGAAUGGCGAAGAGCUACUGAACCGGCCUUUUAGAGAACGGAGGUCUCUACUCAGAAGUCUGUUUGUGGAGAUACCACAUCAUUUUACCUGGGUCAAGAGCCUCGAUGCUACGUCCGCCGACGUAGAAGCAGUUCAAGCCUUCUUUCAAAGCGCCUUGGAGAUCAAGUGCGAAGGCAUCAUGGUGAAGAUUCUUGACAACCUCCCUAACCCCGACCUACUCGCCGAAAUCGACGAAGCUAUUGAGAAGACGCCCUCGCUUCCACCAACACCUAAGAAGAAGAAGCCCGCAAAGUCCAAAGCUAAGUCGAAUUCUAAUGAAACGGAAAAAGACGAACCAAAGACAUCUGGCCGCCGUAAAGCACUCUUAUCGACUUACGAACCGGACAAGCGUCUAGACAGCUGGCUCAAAGUGAAGAAGGACUAUAGUACCACCUCCGAGACUCUCGACCUGAUUCCCAUUGCCGCUUUUCAUGGCUCUGGUCGGAAGGCAGCAUGGUGGUCACCUAUCCUCCUUGCCAUCCGCAAUGCAGAAACUGGACAAUUGGAAGCAGUCACAAAAUGCAUGUCCGGCUUCACUGACACCUUUUACAAAGCCAACCGCGCAAAGUACGACCCAGACGACCCAGAUUGCACAAACGUGCUCUCUGGCAAACCCCAUUAUGUAGAGUACAAUGGUGGAGCUGGAACGCCAGUUGUUUGGUUCGAACCGCAAGAGGUCUGGGAGGUAGCUUUCGCCGAUUUGACUUUGAGUCCGACGUAUACGGCUGCGAUUGGCUUGGUCAGUGAGGAGAGAGGGUUGAGUACGAGGUUUCCGAGAUUCUUGAAGGUCAGAGAGGAUAAGGGGAUCGAUGAGGCUACUGAGGCAGAGGAAUUAGCUAGUCUGUAUCGGAAACAGGAGGCUAAAGCGCCUAAGAAGAACGAUGCUAUCACGGAGGUCAUGUACGAAGAUGAUGAGUAG
Alternaria burnsii is the source of this 2646-nucleotide messenger RNA. RefSeq names its product atp-dependent dna ligase. Bases 1 to 2646 code for a protein of 881 amino acids. Gene Ontology annotation, biological process: lagging strand elongation; double-strand break repair via alternative nonhomologous end joining; DNA biosynthetic process. Gene Ontology annotation, cellular component: DNA ligase III-XRCC1 complex. The transcript has a single exon. The record is from RefSeq and is a predicted model, not a curated record. Lineage: Eukaryota; Fungi; Ascomycota; Dothideomycetes; Pleosporales; Pleosporaceae. Gene Ontology annotation, molecular function: ATP binding; DNA binding; DNA ligase (ATP) activity.